GAAGGGAACGAGCGAGCGAAGGAGGAGAAGAGCCGGACGGAGAUUCCCGCCCGGCGCCCGAGGUAGCCGCCCCCAUCGGGGUCCCCCUCCGCCGCCUGCGGGCUGCGCGCCCCCUCCAUCCGCCUCAGGGCGCCACCGCCGGGAUGAGCAGCUCGCGGAACAACCGGGUGAUGGUGGAAGGAGUCGGGGCCCGGGUGGUCCGCGGCCCGGACUGGAAGUGGGGGAAGCAGGAUGGCGGCGAGGGCCAUGUGGGCACCGUGCGCAGCUUCGAGAGCCCCGAGGAGGUGGUCGUGGUGUGGGACAACGGCACCGCCGCCAACUACCGCUGCUCCGGGGCCUACGACCUCCGCAUCCUCGACAGCGCGCCCACCGGUAUCAAGCAUGAUGGGACUAUGUGUGAUACUUGUCGACAGCAGCCUAUCAUUGGUAUCCGAUGGAAGUGUGCUGAAUGCACAAAUUAUGACUUGUGCACAGUUUGCUAUCACGGGGACAAGCAUCACUUGAGGCAUCGUUUUUACAGAAUUACUACACCGGGAAGUGAAAGGGUAUUGUUGGAGUCUCGACGUAAAUCAAAGAAAAUUACAGCAAGAGGAAUCUUUGCAGGUGCCAGGGUGGUGCGAGGAGUUGACUGGCAAUGGGAAGAUCAAGAUGGUGGCAAUGGGCGUAGAGGAAAGGUAACUGAAAUCCAAGAUUGGAGUGCGUCGAGUCCACAUAGCGCAGCAUAUGUUCUUUGGGACAAUGGUGCUAAAAACCUUUACAGAGUUGGCUUUGAAGGCAUGUCUGACCUGAAAUGUGUUCAAGAUGCAAAAGGAGGCUCUUUCUACAGAGACCAUUGUCCUGUGUUAGGUGAGCAAAAUGGUAACAGAAACCCUGGUGGGCUGCAAAUAGGUGACCUUGUAAACAUUGACCUCGACUUGGAAAUUGUGCAGUCUUUACAGCAUGGUCAUGGAGGAUGGACUGAUGGCAUGUUUGAAACUUUAACAACAACUGGAACAGUCUGUGGCAUCGAUGAGGACCAUGACAUUGUAGUACAAUAUCCAAGUGGCAACAGGUGGACAUUUAAUCCAGCUGUUCUCACCAAGGCCAAUGUUGUUCGAAGUGGAGAUGCUGCUCAAGGUGCAGAAGGAGGAACCUCUCAGUUCCAAGUGGGUGAUCUUGUUCAAGUAUGUUAUGACCUGGAGAGAAUCAAGCUUCUUCAGAGAGGUCAUGGAGAGUGGGCUGAAGCAAUGCUUCCGACUUUAGGUAAAGUUGGUCGGGUUCAGCAGAUCUAUUCAGACAGUGACUUAAAGGUAGAGGUUUGUGGGACAUCUUGGACCUAUAAUCCAGCAGCUGUCUCAAAGGUGGCAUCAGCAGGAUCUGCUAUAAGUAAUGCAUCUGGUGAGAGAUUGUCCCAGCUAUUGAAAAAACUAUUUGAAACACAAGAAUCUGGAGAUCUCAAUGAAGAACUGGUUAAAGCUGCUGCCAAUGGAGACGUUGCUAAAGUGGAAGACUUGCUAAAGAGGCCAGAUGUAGAUGUGAAUGGGCAAUGUGCUGGACACACAGCUAUGCAGGCUGCAAGCCAGAAUGGCCAUGUCGACAUUUUGAAGUUGCUUCUGAAACAGAAUGUGGAUGUAGAAGCAGAGGACAAGGAUGGAGACAGGGCUGUCCAUCACGCAGCUUUCGGUGAUGAGGGUGCUGUGAUUGAGGUUUUGCACCGAGGCAGUGCAGAUUUGAACGCUCGCAACAAGCGCAGACAGACUCCACUCCAUAUUGCUGUCAACAAAGGUCAUCUGCAAGUUGUCAAGACUUUACUGGACUUCGGCUGCCACCCCAGUCUCCAGGAUUCUGAAGGAGACACUCCACUUCACGAUGCAAUAAGUAAAAAGCGUGAUGAUAUACUUGCUGUACUUUUAGAAGCUGGAGCAGAUGUUACUAUCACCAACAACAACGGGUUUAAUGCUCUUCACCAUGCUGCACUAAGAGGAAACCCGAGCGCAAUGCGUGUGUUGUUGUCCAAGUUACCACGACCGUGGAUUGUUGAUGAGAAAAAAGAUGAUGGUUACACUGCCUUACAUCUGGCAGCUCUCAAUAAUCAUGUGGAAGUGGCUGAACUUCUGGUGCAUCAGGGCAAUGCUAACCUGGAUAUCCAGAAUGUUAACCAGCAAACUGCUCUUCAUCUUGCUGUUGAACGACAGCAUACACAAAUUGUUAGGCUCUUAGUCCGUGCAGGUGCUAAAUUGGAUAUUCAGGAUAAAGAUGGGGAUACUCCCCUGCAUGAAGCCCUGAGACACCACACCCUGUCGCAGCUCCGCCAACUCCAAGACAUGCAAGAUGUGGGCAAGGUAGAUACUGCUUGGGAGCCAUCAAAGAACACAUUAAUAAUGGGUCUUGGCACUCAAGGAGCAGAGAAGAAGAGUGCUGCAUCUAUUGCCUGCUUCCUGGCAGCCAACGGGGCUGACCUCGGCAUUCGUAACAAGAAGGGUCAGUCCCCUCUUGAUCUCUGCCCUGAUCCAAGUCUCUGUAAAGCAUUGGCUAAAUGUCACAAAGAAAAAGUCAGUGGCCAGGUUGGUUCCCGAAGUCCGUCUAUGAUCAACAAUGAUUCUGAAACCUUAGAAGAAUGCAUGGUGUGUUCAGACAUGAAGAGAGAUACUCUGUUUGGCCCAUGUGGCCACAUUGCCACGUGUUCUUUGUGCUCACCACGAGUGAAAAAAUGCCUCAUCUGUAAAGAACAAGUUCAGUCUAGAACAAAGAUUGAAGAAUGCGUAGUAUGUUCAGACAAAAAGGCAGCGGUGCUCUUCCAGCCAUGUGGUCAUAUGUGUGCCUGUGAGAAUUGUGCAAGCUUGAUGAAGAAGUGUGUACAGUGUCGGGCAGUGGUUGAGCGAAGAGUGCCUUUCAUAAUGUGCUGCGGAGGGAAAGGUACAGAAGAUACCAGUGAUGAUAUUUCAAGUGGAAACAUUCCAGUUUUGCAGAAGGACAAAGACAACACUAAUGUCAAUGCGGAUGUACAGAAGCUGCAGCAACAGUUGCAAGACAUCAAGGAACAGACUAUGUGUCCUGUCUGUUUGGACCGCCUGAAGAACAUGAUCUUUCUGUGCGGCCAUGGAACGUGUCAGCUUUGUGGAGACCGAAUGAGCGAGUGCCCCAUAUGCCGCAAGGCAAUUGAACGGAGGAUCCUUUUGUAUUGAACAGGAGCCAGUGUCUUUGCUAGGUUGUGAAAGAGUAAGGACAUGUUGAUGGUUUACACCUCUGUAAGUUUAAAAGGCAGUGAAGGGUUCUGGCGAAAACAUUUCUAAUACUGUAGCACAGGUUUGUUACAUAGACAUUGUUUAAAGACUGUGAACACACCAAAUAAAAGAAACAGUAUUUGAACAGUCAGCUUGUAGCUUUACUCUUAAAAAGCAUCUAAGCCUAAUGCUAAUUUAAAGCAGUCUUUUUUUCAUUUUGUUUCUGUCUUCUUCUUCCCCUUAAAGUUUAAAGGGACAAUCUUACUUUGCUUUUGUUCAUGUGUAUCAUGUACGUAUCAGAUGUCAAGUGAUGUAAGGGAAUUUUUUUUUUAUAUUGUCAGUUACUACCAAACAUAAAUAUUUAGGUGUUGUUUUUUUUUUCUUGCUUUAUGCUUUUCUGGAGAGUGUUGACAUUUCCUGUGACAGUUCUGAUUCACAGUAAUUUCUGUCUUGAAAUACACAGUCAUUAAAAGUCAAUACAGAAUAUAUACACAGUAGUAAUAAACAUACUGUGGCCAUAAGGUCACACCUCAGAACACAAUGUUAAUGUAGUUCUGACUUUAUCAUGCCCUUUGUUCCUGAGGAUGGGUUGUGUAGGAAACAGUAAAGAGAAAAAUCUGUUUUAGAAGCAUUAUGUUUCCAACCUGCACUUUAGUCUAACCAGUUUCAAGCUAAAUACUUAAGUAGUGAGCUUCAUUAUUCUGCUAAUUACUUGACUUUGCAUGGAAUUGCUUUUAACUUGAGUGGAAAGGAGAACAUUUGAGCAGUGGGUCAGCUAUCCCUUUUAGAUGAGUGAAUUUGAUCUGUUGGGUAGACAACACAUACAUGUGGAGCCAUUUAAAAAUUGUGGGUCUGUGAAUUUGGAAAAAACAGAUGUUGCAAAAUUUCCUUCCUUUUAAAGUGAGUUUUAUUGUCUCCACAUAAAGUGUCAACAGCAAAAGAGAAUAUCAAAGUGAGGAACUUAUUUAUGAGCAUUACUGAGUAAUACUGCAAGUGAAGGUAUUGCUGUCAGAACAGUGAAUUUUGUGAGCUGUGCCUAGUUGAGCUGAAUUUGGCUGAAAGAGUUUGUUGUCGCUGAUGUGAUAAAGAGCUAUUCCUCUUGACUCCCAAAAUGCUACUGUUAGGGAUGGCAAAUUGUUAACAUUUUGAAAACAAAUGCAUCCUUUCAUCGUUUUUGGUGGUAGAAAAUACUCUGAUUUAAGCAUCUGUAGCUUAUAAGGAAUCUGUGCUUAUUCCUAAGUGAUUCAACAGUUUUCUGAGUGCAUAGUUCAUGUAGCCCUUUGCCAUUGUGCAGACUUCAUUUGGACAUGCUCUUGCAGAACAUUAAAGAAAUCCAUGCUGGAGUCACUUAGGUGCCUUACUUGCAGCUAAGAUGAAUUAAUCAUUGAAUUCUCAUUGUAUAUGUCUAAAAUAUGGACAAAAGGAUGGUUCAGGGAAAGAUCCAAGUAAGGAUAAAGAUAUAAUUGUGGUCUUUUCAGAUAAAUCAAUCUGUCUUCUGAAACUUACAUUGAUAUGCCUGAACUGUGCAAAUAUUGGCAAAUAUCUCAGAAGACUGUUACUAAUAACCUGUAAAGACAGACAAACCUUUAAGCAAUAAGAUUUAAACACUGAAUAAAGUUUUCCAGGAAACAAGUACAGUGAUACUUUCUUGUAAUUUCCAGUGAUUGGAAAAGUGUAUGUAGAGUGGCUUUUAACACCAUGAAGUAAUGUAAUAUACAGCCUUACAAAAGCUGUCUUUAAUCCUCAUCCAACAUUCCAAAUGUUCCUCAUGAUUUUAAAUGUUUUUUCACUGGACACAAUCACAGUCUGGAGUCACUGUAGUAGUCUGGUUUAUUUUGUAUACUAGUGAUCAUCUGUUCUCAGAUAAUCUGCAUUUGUAUUCUUAACCAAAUGAAGCAGCCUUCCCUUUUUUUGAUUCUUAGUUCCUAUUCUAAAAUACCAGAAUUUUUCAAGGAGUUUUGGAAAAUUUUUGAUGUAAGACCUGUUUUCAGUUCAGCAUUUUGGUAUCUCCACUUAAACUCUGCGUGCAUCUGAGCGUUCAUGGCAAUUUUAAUUUGGCCAAUAUGCAUGUCACUAAGGUUUUUGGAUUUUUGGGGGGUUUUUGUUAUGUUGUUUUUUUGGUUUUUUUUUUUUGGUAGCAUGUUUGACAGCUGCACUUCCUGUAGCAGGCUUGAGUUUCUUGUCAGGCUUCCCCUGGAAAUACUUCUACAAUAGGAUGUGCCAUUUGAUAAUCUAUUCUGAGUUUUAGCCUGUCAUGCAUCAGAUUUGUACCUUGAUUCCUCUGUUUCUGGCAGACAUAUUUUGUCCUCUUAAUUCUUCAAGAGGCCCUCUGCAAACUUGUCUGCACAGGUGCAGGAUGGAUCUCUUCUUGAUAACACAACUGAAAACUGAACCUCAAUAUAGCAAGUUUGCAUUUUCCUAAUCAUUUUUUGCUUGAACAAGCCAGAAUUACUCGAAAGUGUUCUGUCUUAGCAUGGGUUGAGUAAUUCAGCUGAGUUAGAACAGAUGUGAAGCAUCCUGGGUACCCUCAAUACUUGAAUACCAUCACAUCCUAUGGAAAUGGAGACAGUGACUGAAGGUAUCGCUGUAGGAGCAGCUUUAGUGUCCUGUGCUGCAAUCACAGCAGAUGUUUGUGACUGCAUAGGAGUUUGUGUUUGGACUCAUUCAGCAAUGUUGUGUGCCAGUUGAAACUGAAGUCAGCUUGAUGCUAUUUCAGUGCCAAGAAAAACAACUGAAUUAGAAGAACUAGGAAAGCUGACCAAGAUACUUGAAUUAUUUAUAUAGGUCUCUUACUGACAGAGGAAGAGCUGUAUCUUGUCUGGAGAUGGCGAUACAGUUUGCCUUUCAAAAAACUUAAUUAGGAAAAAUGUUGCAAAUCUGGUAUCAUUUGUGGAAAUAAAUAUUUAUAUUCAGACUCUCUCUUUGCAUUCACAUGUAGAAGGUGAACUUGGUGUUGUUGAGGAACCCAGUAAGUUCAUUCACUUUACUCUUUUGUUAUCUGUGCAGUGUGCACAGAGUGCAAAUGUUUCAUUGGAUAGCACUAUUUGAAGGAUGAGGAGUUCACUUGAAAGCCAAAGGGGAUCAUAACAAGUAGUAGAGUUAAGGAAAUAUCACUGUUCAUCUGUCUUCAGCAAAAGAUUAAAGUCUAAAUUUCACCUGAGCAAAGUAAAAAUUAGAAAAAUCAGUAAGGCAUUUAUCUCUAAUUUAUUGAAAAUUGUAGAAUGUAAGGGUUGUAAGGUUUGUUAUAUCUAUUUCCCAGCAUUUAAUAGCAAUUUUAAAAUUAAAUGGAAUGAAAUACCUUCAUUUGUUUCUUGAAACAACUAACAUGUAUUGUUCAGUGUGAGGUAUGCUGAGAUGUUAAAGUAUACUUUUCCAUUCAUUAAGAGACAUAAACAGUCAUAUCACUCACUACACAGUAAUUUUAAGUGUAAAAGCAGCCUAAGAGGUUAACAGAAUAAACUUAAUAGUUGUA
Cyanistes caeruleus (blue tit) is the source of this 6675-nucleotide messenger RNA. It is a transcript of the gene MIB1, whose product is annotated as MIB E3 ubiquitin protein ligase 1. Gene Ontology annotation, cellular component: cytoplasm. Gene Ontology annotation, biological process: protein ubiquitination; Notch signaling pathway; endocytosis. Gene Ontology annotation, molecular function: zinc ion binding; protein binding; ubiquitin-protein transferase activity. NCBI's taxonomy places the organism in Eukaryota, Metazoa, Chordata, Aves, Passeriformes, Paridae. The record is from RefSeq and is a predicted model, not a curated record.